CGCGCCGCGGCCGCGGGCGGCGGGGAGAGGCGGGAAAGGCGGGCGGCUGCCCCGCGGAGGCGCUGGGCCUGUGCAAGACAGGGGCUGCACAAAGACGUACAGGGCCUGUUUGAAUCAUACCAUGAUGGAAGAGCCCAUCCAAGGGGACCAGCCCAUCCCGAGAGACACCGUCCCGGCCAAGUUGUGCUGUGAUCACAUCACCACAACAAACCUGGUGGAAGUGCAGAGAUCUUUGGUGGCUUUAACUGACCCUCAGGAGGGGAAGCUGACUCAGUCUCAAGAGAAAGCACUGAACUCGGUGGGCGUUUGGAAAACCGCACUUGGAGCUGUUCCUGGGCCCGCACCAAAGACCUCAGUGGAGUGACAGCCCAAAGAUGGGAGAUCAGGAAGCAGGUGAACCCUUUCUGGGGAUAGUGGCUGGUGGUGCCACAGACUACGAAGGAGUCCUGCCCUCGGACACGGUGUCGCUCAGCGAUUCUGAUUCCGAUGAUUUGGGCUUAGCUGAUGAAGCAGAGGUUGAUACAAUAUCUCCUGAGGAGACGUCUGUAGAUGAUGGGGACUGCAGAUCAGGGUUGGGCCCUGCCUCUCCAGACAGCAGGCACAAGUCUCCUGCCCAGCUGUUCCAUCUGAGGGGCAUGAGCUCUACGUUCUCUCUCCGCAGCCAGAGCAUUUUCGAUUGUCUGGAAGAGGCGGCCAAGGCAGCUGUGCCCUCGAUGCCUGAGGAUAAUGUCAUUGAUGGGAGGUUUAAGCGUCCGUUGCCUCCGAGCACAGCGUCAGGAGCCACAGUGCCAGAAAGCCUGGGAAAGCAAACCAAAGCUGUGCAGGCUCCCAAGACCUCUCCUGCAGUGCCUGACUACGUGGCACACCCAGAGCGCUGGACCAAAUACAGCCUAGAUGGAGUUUCAGAGUCUAGUGACAAGACCAACAGGGCAGUGGCCAUGGAAUUUCUAGAGGGUCUGAAGAAAAGAGGGGAGAAAAAAAGCUCAGCUACUCCAGAGAGCUACACCCCUUACUUCAACCAGGACCCUUCCAGCUGUGGAGCUGGGAGGAUUGUUUUCACCAAACCAGCAAAAAGGGGUGUGGAUGGACUGGAAAAGAGAACAGCAGCCGGAGAGGAUGAUAAGAAACACUUGAAAACAGAUCUGAAAGGAAAAUCUUUGAAGAAGACUGAUGACUCAAGGGAAGAAGAUAAGGUAGAGCUGGGGCACUUAGACAGUGGAAGUGGAAAAGCAGGAGAGGAGGAGGAAUGUACAACAAUGGGGGACCUGAGUGCAGAAGAAAAGCUUAGUGCAAGGCUCAGUGGCACAGAUGAAGAAGCAUCAGUGGAAACAGUUGGAUUCCAUUGCAGUAAGAAGAAGAACAGGAAAAAUUUCCGACCUAAAGUGGAUGAUGAAGAGGAGGAAGAGGCCUGAAGGAUGGAGCCCAUUGGAAACAUCUAAGGACUUGUAUUGUCUUUGCAUAUGUUUGGUUUUUUUCUCUCACUACUCUUUUUUUUUCCCUGCUCUGAAACCAUGGGAUAGCUUUUUGUCUUAACAGUUUGCAUUGUAGCCACCAGAACAUUUUGUGGUGUUAGAAAUUAAGCUGCCUGAAAUACAUUCCAGACCCUUUCUUCGUGAGAAGGCUGUGGGCACCUGAUAGUUGGACCCAAGCAGGAGAGAAUCAGGUGUGCUGUGUCUGCUUGAGUAGCUCCCUGGUGAGUGCCCUGGAGGUGAAAUACUCAAAGAACAAGAUGUGUGAGCUGAAGGGCUGUUGGGCUUCCUCCUAACCUCCAGAUUUAGAGCAGUUUCCAGAUCCUGAAGAAUCAGGCAACAA
Molecule: messenger RNA, 1812 nt
Organism: Dryobates pubescens (Downy woodpecker)
Lineage: Eukaryota; Metazoa; Chordata; Aves; Piciformes; Picidae
Gene: TSSC4
Product: tumor suppressing subtransferable candidate 4
Exons: 4
Coding region: 375-1412 (345 amino acids)
Source: RefSeq, a predicted model, not a curated record